GGUUAUCAGUAACUGACAGAGAAUUUUUAAUAAGUAAAGUUUCUAUCGUUUUCAAUGUGGCUGCAACAGUCAGAUUUGAUGAAAAGCUGAAGCAAGCAGUAGCCAUCAAUAUUAGUGGCCCGAAAGAGAUGCUUGAUCUUUCUCGACGUAUGGAUAAAUUAAAGGCGUUUAUUCAUGUGUCGACCUUUUAUUCCAACUGCAUCAGAAAAACGAUCGAUGAAAAAUUUUACGACCCUCCUAUAUCAGGAGAUAACAUCUUAAACUUAGUGCAAUGCAUCAAUGAAGAGAAACUGAGUUCCAUUACCGAUUUUUUAAUGGAAGAUUUUCCUAAUACUUAUACCUACACGAAAGCAAUCGCUGAACAAGUAGUGCGACAGUACUCAAAGGAUCUCCCAACAGGAAUUUUCAGACCUGCCAUAGUGCUAUCGACGUAUCAGGAACCUGUGCCUGGAUGGAUCGAUAAUAUUUUUGGACCCACUGGUGCAGUUGUAGCUGGCGGUGCUGGUUUAUUAAGAGUCGUACAAGCCGAUAAUUCCAUUAGGGCAGAAUUGGUUCCGGCAGAUUUUACCGUGAAUGCACUUAUUGCAUCUGGCUGGGACGUUGCAAAUAAAAAAAAUGAAAAUGACGAUCCACUUAUUUACAAUUAUUGCUCGUCUUGGAAUAGUACCAUUUCUUUUGAACAAUAUUGGAACUUAGCAUUAAAAUAUGGAAAGCAAAUACCAAGUGUGAAGAGUGUAUGGUGCUACAGUAUAACAGUUGUAAAAAAUUAUUACUUGUAUUAUAUUUUAUGCUUAUUUUUGCACGUUUUACCGGCCUCAUUAAUUGACGUUGCAUCUUUCAUCACUGGGAGAAAAACCAAAGCAAUCGAAAUUUACAAGAAGAUCCACAAAUUCUCAGCAGCCACAUCCUAUUUUGGAUUGAACGAGUGGAAUUCCAAACUUGAUAGAACCAAAUCGCUCUGGAAAAGGAUAUCCGUUGACGAUAAAAAAGUUUUUCCAUUUUCAAUGGACAAUUUUAAUUGGGAGGACUACAUGAAACAUUACAUCGAUGGUUUGAGACUUUACAUUUUUAAGGAUACUCCUGACACAAUUCCUGCAGCUAAAAAACGCAUGUCUAAAAUCGUGCUAACCCAUAGAAUUAUAAAAUACAUAUUUCUGCUGUUUGGCGUCUGCGCUUCCUAUAUUAUAAUCUCCUUUAUUUUGUCUCUUGGAUGGAAAAACGAAUUUACGUUUAUCAGCGAGAAGUUCAUUGAAAGAUAAAAAAUAUAGUAAUAUAUAUUAUGUUCUCACUCUUAUACAUAUGUGAUAUCAAUUUGCAAAGAACCUGUUAUAUUUAAUUUCAUAGUUUCAAAUACAAAUAUAUUGAAUAUUCAUUUGUAAAUAUGAAUAACAACACGCAAUGAGUAUAGAAUUCUCCUUUUGCUAUAUAUUAAUUAAUUUUAAGUAAUAACUUUAUAUUUAUGUUAUGAUGUAUGAAUAUUUUAAUGUAUAUUUACAAUAUUCGAAAAACGUUUUCUUAAAUUAAUUUAUGAUGCAGUUUAAUUUUCAUUUUCGAAUCGACGACUAUAAAAAUGUGAAUACGCAAGCUUCUGUGUAAUGCUCAAAACAUUUGAAUUCUCCCAAGAUAUAAAAAAUAAAGCCUGGACUCUUCGUAAUGGUGAAACUUUCAGAUAGUAAAUUAUUAAAAUUGUAAAAUUUUAAAUUUCGAUUUACUCGAAAUCAUUUUGCUUAAUAAAAAGAGCCAAGAGAAACAAAAUUGUCUAUGAUUUAAUUUUUCUGAGCUAUUAAUUUUAUUUUAAUGAAAAUUAAUUAAGUAAUUGUAGUUAGAACUUUGGCCCUGUAUUUGAGGAUUAUAAAAUUUUUUAUAUUUAGCUUAUAAGUUAUUAAUGUACGAUAUCUUGUGACCAGAAAUGCCUCUUCUUUAAACUUUCAAGUUACGAAAUGAUGUAGCCAAACAUCUAUCGAGUGUGCCUGCGGGUUCCAUGUCCAUCUUUGUCGCAUCAGUGUAGAAAUCUAUCUUUCUCUAUUAGCAAUAUUGUAUAAUGUCUAGUCGAAGUAACGGCUAUUAUGCAAGUGGACACUUUUUAAAUUUUAGGCCAAGCAUUUAUAACUAGCAUCAAUAAAAUAAAUAAGAUAUUCUAUCGUUUUCUU
Molecule: messenger RNA, 2150 nt
Organism: Belonocnema kinseyi
Lineage: Eukaryota; Metazoa; Arthropoda; Insecta; Hymenoptera; Cynipidae
Product: fatty acyl-CoA reductase wat-like
Exons: 7
Coding region: 129-1259 (376 amino acids)
Biological process (GO): long-chain fatty-acyl-CoA metabolic process
Cellular component (GO): peroxisome
Molecular function (GO): alcohol-forming very long-chain fatty acyl-CoA reductase (NADP+) activity
Source: RefSeq, a predicted model, not a curated record